Messenger RNA from Paramecium sonneborni, 929 nucleotides. Lineage: Eukaryota; Ciliophora; Oligohymenophorea; Peniculida; Parameciidae. The record is from the annotation of a GenBank genome assembly.
AUGAUAAAGUGUUUGAAAUCGAUAAUUAAAUUUAGUGCCAGCAUAAUAGGAGGAAUUGGUUUAGUAAUUUUAUGUUUUGGAUUGUAUGUGCUAUAUAAUUAAGUUGGAUUAGAUUAUUAAGGUAUAAAUCAUAAUUUUAAAAAUAUAGAUCUUUAUUACAAUUCUGCAGAUUGGUUAAAAACAUUAUAAGAAUAUGGUUUUAUAAUUUUAGGAGUAUUGAUCUUGUUAAUUGGUUCAGCUGGUAUUCAUGGAGCCAAAAAAUAAAAACCAACAUGUUAGAAGACUUGCUUAGCUAUAUAUGAAAUUGGGGCUAUAACAUUUUUUUUAUUAUGUUCAAGUCUAGCUGUAUUCACUCUGAUUUAUUCAGAUGAUAUCUUAGGAUAAGGUAGUUGAAUAUUUAAUAGAAUUUAGAGUGUACAGGCAAUGAUUACUUCAAAGAGAUUGAUAUUUAAAUAUAAUUAGCAGAUUAACUCUUUUGUUCUGACUUAUGUUAAUGUUAUAUUACUAAUGAGACCUUCUAAGAUAAAUAAAAAUAAUUUGAAGGCAAGAAUUUUACCACCGAUGAAAAUAUAACACCAAAAAUAGUAUAAGUCUAAAAGUGUCCCUCAUUUGAAGUUAAUGAAUAUGCUGCAGCUGCUAAAAUGAUUUAAGCCGCAGAAACUUUAUUACAUUGUACUGGAUGGUGCAAAUCUACCUCUUAUUAUGUUUUUAGUAAUGUCAAUGACAAUUCAUAAAAUGAAAAUAGUUGUUUCAAAGAAACUAAAGAUUUCAUUGAGUCAACAGGAAAAAUUACCGGUUAUGUUUUCUUGGGAUUAGGUUUAUUAUUUGGUUUUAAUGUUGUUUUUGUGAUCAUAUUAUGUUGUAGCAACUAGAAGAAAAAAAAUAGAAACGAUUAUCUUUUAUAUGAAACCUGAAAAAUUUAUCAUGUC